This is a messenger RNA of Caenorhabditis sp. 36 PRJEB53466, 1627 nucleotides long. Lineage: Eukaryota; Metazoa; Nematoda; Chromadorea; Rhabditida; Rhabditidae. The record is from the annotation of a GenBank genome assembly.
AUGGAAGAGUGGAAGGCGUCUUUCCGAGAUAUCUACGGGAGAUCGCCCACUGCUGAAGACACUUCAAUUGCUCCGAACCAUGUGAAAGGUAAUUCGUUUCGCGAUUAUUCUGUUGACAUAUUAGGUUUCAGACAUUUUGCGAGCUGAAAAGAACCAUACCAAAGAGCAGACAAAAGAAAAAUCUUCGAAAAGAGGAGUAAAAAGAAAGAAUUUCGAAAUGAAAAUGAUGAAGGGUGAGCAGUUCAGUCCGAUCAAGAAACGGAUGAGUAUUAAACAAUUCGGCAUGGGAUCCGAUGAGAACUCUUCGGCACCGAGAACGUCUCCGAGAAAGGUGCGAGCCCAAUCAUAAUUCAAUCUGUUCACACUCUCAAGUUCCAGAAAACGUUGCCAUUGGCAGGAUCGCCGAGAAAGCUCUUCAAAGGGACGACGACGUCAGCACAGCUCUCGCCGAUGAAAGUAAGCGAUCUUAACUUUACAAAGUCAGUUUAUAAAAAGAGUAAAUUUCAGAACCAAGCAGGCUCUUCUUCGCAGUUCGAUUUGCUUGAUUUCUCUCCCAUCAAAUCGUUCAUUGCUGGUGCGUCGAGCUCCGUUUUGAAGAGUUCGCUGACUCCGAUCAAAUCACCGACAAAACGAGCGUAUCAAAGACAACUUGCCGAUCAAGUAAGCUUUUAUGUUUCGCGAAUUUAAAAUGUUCGCUAGAAGAUUUUUCUUGGCAGAACGUUUUUCUGUAAAAAUGUGAGCCGAUUGAAUAAUCUGACACCGGAAAAGCUUCACUUUUCACGAAAUCCAAGGCAUUUUGCCGUAUUUUUAGUAUAUAUAAUAUAUUUUAAUUUUAUGAUCCUGUCGGAGUCUGACAAUCGAGCUGCAAAUCCCGAAUAAUCCCUAAAACCGUUUUGCCGGCGUCUAGUGCUCAGAAAUUUUCAGUCAGUCCCUUACUUUCCCAAUCAUUUUGUGAUUAUUUCGGUUAGCAAUCCGCAUCAGUCGAUUGCCGAUUUGAUAGCCUCCAAAAGCGACACUGCAGGGUGUUUUACGACUAAUUAAAGAGGGCGCUGCCCGGGCGGUUCGUCCCCCUGGAAAGCCGCUCACUGGCGGUUUGCCACCCGAUUGAACAGCGAGUGUUUCAAUACAAACACUACUCACCAUAUUUCUCGACACCAACGAAAUUCCAGUUUGCACGGUUUUCAAAGGCCUGAGUGAUGCGAUUAACAGGCCAGUAAUCGUGGGGUUUCGCUUACUCGCAGAUUAUUUUUAACCGUGCUGGAACUGGCGUCUGAAAGUGUAAAAACCAUGUAGAACCAAAACAUUUAUUUGCAGGAUUUGAACGUUCUUCUGAUGCCAACGCCGGAGAAGUGCGAAGAGGAGGAAGAGGAAGCGGUGGAGGAGUUUAACGAUGAGACGUAGGUGAUCCGAACAUCGGAUGGAGCAAAUUUAAACUGAUUCCAGGACCGAAGAUGUUGCGAAGACGAGGGCGUACAAGACGGCGGCCAGAAAGCUCGGAGGAUCGUCGAAGGCAAAUCAGAACUUCCAGAAGAUUAACCUGCGGAAAAAGCAAUUCGUACGCGGCAAGGUGACGGCCGAACAGAAGCGAAAGCUGAAAAGAAAACAAAUGUUCAAGAAGAAGACGUGA